CAAUGCAAAACUAUUUUCCUUCUUAACACGGAAGUACAUGACACGACCGAAUCGAACCUUUUCAACUUUUAAUGCAGUUUUAACGUGAACAAGAGGACUUAUGGGUCUGCCCCUUGUCGACAUGCCAACGGCGAAAAACAUGCCCGUGCUGCUGCUCCUCUGCACCUGCGUGGUUGAUGGCGCCGAGAAUCGCUCGGAGCAGGAGACAGAGUCCGCCAGUGUCGUGCUCAAGGAGGGAACAGACGCCUUGAUCGAGUGCAACGUGACGGGGGGCCACGGUGAUGUCAGAUGGUACGGUCCCGGCGGACGUCAGCUGGUCGAGGAACCAGGCGGGAAGUGGCUUAUCGAGGAAAAGGGGCAACUCAACAUCAGCGGUGUCUCCUUCGAGGACCGCGGGCGCUACAUGUGCGUAACAGACGGCGGCAACUACAGCGUAACCGUCCGCGUGGCCUAUACCCACAGCGGCCUGGGCGUCUACUUCGUGGGCGUUUGUCUUGUCGCCUUCUCCGUCACCAUGGUCCUCAAUGUGGCCCUGCUGGGCAUGGUCCGAAGCCACCUGAAGAAGACCGAGCGGGCCAUCAACGAGUUCUUCCGCACCGAGGGCGCCGAGAAGGUCCAGAAGGCCCUGGAGAUCGCCCGUCACAUUCCCAUCAUCACCUCGGCCAAGACAAUGGAACUGGCCAAGGUCACCCAGUACAGAACCAAGGAGUUUGCGCGGCACAUGGAGGAGCUGGCCCGCAGCAUCCCCAUGAGAAACUGA
Molecule: messenger RNA, 760 nt
Organism: Hippocampus comes (tiger tail seahorse)
Lineage: Eukaryota; Metazoa; Chordata; Actinopteri; Syngnathiformes; Syngnathidae
Product: microfibril-associated glycoprotein 3-like
Exons: 4
Coding region: 101-760 (219 amino acids)
Source: RefSeq, a predicted model, not a curated record